UCUUCCAUCUCUGAAGUCAGGGCCUGCUAGAGGGAGGCCUUGGCUAGGACCAAAGAUUGGGCUUUCCCAAGGAGGAAGGGCGUCCAUGGCCAGGCCCUCAGAUGCAGAAACAAAUCAGGAGCCAUAUUGAGAUAGGAGGCCUUUUUCUGUCCUCUGAACUUGCUAGCAGCGGCUGUUUUAGGACUGGGAACCAUGGCAUUUCGCUGUAGCUGUCCCUGUUCCUCACCUGCAGUCACCAUCAGUGUUUCCUUCCCCGGGGCCCAGCAGGAAGCACGCAGGCCACAGCUGUGUGCAUGCGUGUGUUUGUGUGUGUGUGUGUGUGUGUGUUCGCGUGUUUGUGUUUGCAGAUUACGGUGCCUGGGGAACCCGCGUCCCAGAGCAACACAGAGGGGCCAGGGCUGGGUCUCCUCCCACACUGCGGCCCAGAAAUCCAGGUGGAAGUUGGCUUCGUUUUACGGCUUCCCGGGGCUCAGCUCCAGCCGCGCCUCUGCGCCCGCCCGCACCCCGGCUCAGCCUCAGCUCCUCCCUUGGCAACCAGCGGCGGUGGAUCCCGGGGCCCGGCCGCAGCGCGAAGCCACCCGCCGCACCUGCCGCGAUCCCAAAAGGGAUCCUGCAAAAAUGAGCCUUUCUCACCCCGCUGGAUUACUUGCUGCGUAUAAUAGCCUGACCGAUAAACAUCUGGUGGGAUAUUUUAACAAUACCAGGAUAAGGAGGCAUCUCUUAAGAUCAGGGCUGAUCACAAGAAGUGGAAGAAUACUUUCGGAGAAAGAAUAUAGACUAAACAUAAUGAAGCGGGAUCAUCAAAAAUAUAUUCGGGAAUGCUUGGCCCAGGCUAUUUUCCAUAAGGUUCUUGAUAUGGAGCGUUACCAUCAGCUUGAAAUAAAAAGGAAACUGGAGACCUUAGCUAGGAAGGAGCGGUUUCAGAGAUUUAAGGGGGAGAACACAAGACAAUCUGUUGAAAAUAAGAUGCCAAUCCUGUCUCCUCACCCUCCACUUGGCUCAAGGGCGAACCGUGGUCAUAAUAUUCUGGUUAACGAAGGACAUUCCAGUCCAUUAACACUGACAGCCCUUCGACCAUACACCGCCCCAGGAAAUAUGCAGCCUCCAGUUAGAUUACAGCCUCUUCCCAGUAAUCCUGCAGUGGGGAUUAUUCCAAAGCUAACCUUGGGAUCCAGAUCAAAAACUUCACUGCUGGAAAAUGAAGCUCCAUUUUCUAUUAGGGGCAUGAAGGCAAUGAAGAAGUUCAGGAGCUCCACGGAAAAAUCACAGAAAAUAAAUCCAUAUCAACUUCAGAACAUUGACAGCUACAUGAUGCCUAUUCCUCCACCACUUCCUCCCCCAAAUGGAAAGAUCAUAAGGCAAAGCAAAUUGGAAACAUGGAGAAGGAGGAGACUUUGUCCAACCACAGCCCCAAAUGGCUUAGAACCUCUCUUUACUGGGGACUCAGGAAAGAUUUACAAAACAUCACUGCACAGUAAUGCGGCUAUUACAAUGAUCUAUUUGGGGAAAAAUGUGCACCUAUCUUAUGAUGGCCCGGACUUCCGAGAUGAAAUAAGAGUUUAUCAGCAGCACUGUGGUGGAGAAAACCUUUGUGUGUACAAAGGCAAACUACUUGAAAAAGAGACUUUUCAGUUCAUUUCCAAAAGGCACCAUGGUUUUCCCUUCAGCCUCACCUUCUUUCUGAACGGGAUGCAGGUGAAUAGGUUGAGCUCCUGCUGCGAAUAUAAGCACCGGAAAGGCUCCAGACUGGGAGGCAAACGAGGCUACUUUGGGUUUGUGUGUGUGGAGAGAGCAUCUCCUUGCUACAAGUGCAUUAUUGCAAUGGGCCUUGACAAAAAACCAUCUUCAGUGAAACCCAGGAAAGAAAACAGCCCUGAUGACAGAGAGGACCCGAGGAAGGGUGAACGGAAGCUGAGGCAGGAGCGAGCGAACUGGAUACCAAGAAGAACUGAGACUGAGGGGAAGAAAAUCUCUGCCUCGGCCAUUUUUUCAGUGGAAGAAAUAAAACCAGAGGUCAGAGAAGUGAGAACUGCUAUGGAAGAAAUGGAACGUAAAGGAAAACCAGGACAAGAUGUUUGGGAAGACAACCAGGAGUACGAAGAAGAUUUUGAAGUAGAUGAGGAGAAACAAGAUGAGAAAACUAAUGAAGAAGGACAGGCUGAUGAUCAAAUGAAUGGAAUAUCAAAGUCACCCUCAGAAGAUGAAAAAGAUAAUUUAGGCCCUGAAAGGGAGAGUGAAAUCUCAGCACAGAAGGCACCGGAUGCUGAUGCCAAUGAGAAAGAUGAGGAUGGUGGAUGCUCUGACAGUGAAUUGGAAGAGGAUAAACAAGAUACUAGAAGUGCUUCAUCAGCCUCCUCCAGAAGUCACCCAUAUUCAAGUGACAGUGAGGAUGACUCUGGGGAUCGGGGCCGGGAAGCCCGUGCUGAACCCAGUACAGACGAAGGGUCCAGAAGUUUAUCUUCUGUGGAGCUGAGUGAAAAUGAUGAGCCGAGCAAACCCCACCUUCCCAUUGAGGAAUCCUUUGAAACUGAACCAGAAGACCAAGAAAUAAGAAAAGCAGACGUGGAGAUCAAACCUCUGCCAACAGAGGAAAGCCGCAGGAACAUUCUUGAUGAAGAAAUGGAGAGAGGAACCCACGGAAUGGCAGAGAAUUUAUCUGAGAAGUCCAGGAAGCAUGCUUGUGAGGAAGAAAAGCAAAAGGAUAAGAGCGAGCUUUGGGAAGGAAGCACUGCUAAGGUGGAAGACAGACAGGCUGGCCUCCCCGGGGGGGACAGAGGUGUUGGACAGAUAAUAAGCGAAACCUUGGUACCUGGCUGCCACAGCCACUAUGAGGCCCAGCCUGGUGAUGGCAGCUCAGAUGACUGGGGGACGCCUGGGAGGAAGCUGGAGAUCGACAUGUGUGGAGCACCAAAUAGGAAUUUGGUGAUGGAGAAAAGGGCAGCACUGAACUCAAACAAGAAACCCAACCAAAUUACACAAGAAACACAUUAUCUGGACAAAGAAGCACCAGAAGGUGACGAAGGUCCCCAACAUCAGGAUGCUGAGCUAAUGGAAGACAGAAGAGAUGCAGCCCAGCUGGAGGAGGCAGGGGUUGCAGAGUUUCCCUCAGGGGAGUGGAAGCCCACAGCAGAGCAGCCAGCAUUAGCCGAACAAUUAACAGAGCCAAGAGAGACCCCUGUGGGGCUAGCAAGUGGGGCAGAGGCAGAAGAGGAUGAGAAUGGCAGGCUGGGGAGAGAGGAGUUAGACCUCACGGGAAAAGCAGCAGCAAGGGAGUCCAUGAGCCUGAGUGGAGAGGCGGCACCUGAAGAACGGGCCCUGAGGCAGACAGAAAAGGCAGCUUCUCCCACAGGGGAGCAGGGCUCAGGGGAGCCAGUGCUUCCCAACAGCUUCCGGCACCGUCAGGAGGUGGUCACCUUGAGAGGGGCUGCUACUCCAGGAAUGGGGGAGGCGGAGAACCAGGAGGCUGUCAGGGAGGCAGCGUCCCAAAGGCCAGAUGCGGACGGAGGUGAAGAAGAGGCACCCACAGAGCUAGAGGACGUGGGGGCUGUGGAAGACGCACCAUCCUUGAAAGAGGAUGGGCUGGAAGAGGCAACCACCGGGGGACAGAAGGCAGACAAAGAGGCGACGGAAGCUCUGGAAGCGGAAACACCUUCAAGCUCCUCAACAGCGGGGCCUGCGGCUGAGGCAAGCUGCAUGGGAACUGCUAAUGGCAGCCUUGAAGAUCUUCCCCAGGAAGCCACCGUGAGGGAGGAGACUGUGCCUGAGCUGGGGCCUGAUGGGAAAGAAGGCAGGAAAGAAACGUUACGGGAGCUCUUAGGUGUAGCAAGAGAGAGGGGAAAACCCGGGAGCCCCCCCGCAUCUCUGAGGGAAGCUGGAUCUGAGAAGAAAGUGGUGACGUGGGCAGAUGCCCCGAAGGCAGAAGACACGGGAGAGGAAGAGCAAAAACGUAAAGUGGAAGAGAGGAAAAAAACAAAGGAAAUAAGAUCUGAGGAGCAGGCGAAAGCACCCAGAAAUGAAACGGAAUCUGAUGGUGAGGCUGUAGACCCCACAGAAGCAACUGGCUUGACUGAAGGUACAAGGCUUCCGGAAGAUUCCCAGAGAGAAAGGGUUGUUAAUUUGCUGGAAGCAACACUUGAAUUUGAAAAGUCACCUGAAAAGGUCACAGCACUGAGGAGAGGGAAAGGAGGAGAAGGACUGAGUGAAGCCGGAGACACAGAGCACAAAGGCUGGGCGGAGUGGGAAGGGCAGGCGACCAGGGUCCCUUCAAAGCGGGAGAAAGGGCCUGGGUACGGAAGAGAGGGGCCAUCAGAGGGGCCUGGCAGUGAGCCCCCGAGCGAGAGGAGGGUCCCCGACCUCACUGUCCCAGACACGGCACAGGCUGAGGAGUGUGCGGCGCUCCGCCAAGAUGGCCUUGCUGGGCCAGAGGGCAGGCGUGAGGAAGGGGCUCCGCAGGGGCCAGAAGGAGUACAGGCCAUGACGGUGACCCCGGAGGCUGUGCCUGAGGGAGAUCCCCGGAGGGCGAAAAAGUUCAGUGAAGAAGCAGAGCCUGAGGACCCUGAGGAGGAGGGGGCUCCAAAGUCCACACUGGAGACAGAAGUGAUGAAGCACAGCAGCACAGAGAGGGAAGGAGCCACAGGAGGAGAAACGGAGAUGGCUGGGGAGGAUCUGCAAGAAGGAGGAGUGGAGGGGACAGAAGCAGAGAGGAAGGAGGUGUUGGCAGAUUUGAGGACAGCGGAGGGGAAAGCAGUAGCAAAUUCAGCUGCUUCCUACUCAGGUGUUGCUGGGGAGGAAGCCAGGCUCCAGGGGGACAAGGCACCAGGGAAAACAGCAGCUUCAGAGAGGGUGGUGGCAGAGGAGAUGGUGUCGAGCAGGGGAGAGGUGACAGUGGCUCCCAUAGCACAGGCUGAGGCGGGAGUGCUUCCAGGACCUUCCAGGGGGGAAGGGGAGGCCCUGAGGCUAGGACAGGAUGGAGAAGGCGGAGAAGCAGGGGUGACUCUGCCUGCAGGCUCAGCACAAGCGGGGGAGGCAGGACCAGGGAGUAGGGACCCCGGGCAGGUUGCAGGGACAGGUGAAGAAUCAUCACAAGAGGGAGAGUCAGAGCCCAGCAAAGGGAGCCUAGAGGCGGUGGCCAUGCUUCCGGGGAAGUCCAGAAGAAUUACUUCCGGUGACUUCUCUGGAACCCAAGAGAAGCAAGAGCGUAUGGUGCAAAGGCAAAGUGAGAAUGCGGAUGUUCCCUGAACAGCAGGAAGGACUACGAGCUUUCACAGCAGAUGGAUCUUCUAAAAGUGUCUUCUGGAAGACAUAAAGCCUGGAGAAACUGUCACUCAAGCAUCUCACUAGGAUGUUAGAUUGAAUAUUUGUUUCUUUUUUAAGUCACUGCUUUUCUGAGAUGGUUCCCAUGAUGGAUGUAUUUAGUAUGUAUCACAAAAUAUACAGUAAUUAAAAAUUAAGAAAAAAAUAAAUUUAAAAUGAAAAAGGCUCAAGAUACACUAUGUAUAUGUAGCACUUUCCCAAGAUGAAAGUAGUUACUAUGCAUCUUAACUUUACUAAUAAAAAUUGAAAAAUUAAAAGAAAAGACUGCUCAAACCUCUAGGUCCUUCCAGAAAGGAUCCCAUUGGAUGUAUAUUUACUGAAACAUGGAACUCUUCGUUCUAUGUAUGCCAGAGCAGUAAUUUAAAGUGGAAACCUUAUUUUAAAAUGCCCUUUGUUUUGUAUGUGUUUCUGAAAUUCUCCUUUCUCAGGGAGACUAGUGAAAUGGCAGCUUGCAGUGUUUUGUCCCUGCGGGCCUUAUUUAUGGGGCCACUCAUAUCUAAAUGAAAGUAGUAAAUAAUGUAGCUAAGUGGAAUGAAUAUAAUAAUUAUAUCAGUUGGAUGUAGCCCCUAAGCACACAUGCUAACAUUUGGGGGACUCUAGUUGAUGUCACUGAGUGGAAAAGAAACUUGGGUGAAUGAGCGUGCAACGUGCCUUCCCAAGUUCAGUCAUUUCACACUUGUGAGCUAACUUUGUAGCCCACCAUAAAUCAACAGGCACAGCUGCUUUCUACAUUACCCCUGUUAUUGUUUUCUAGUUGAGGAUCAGCAUGGCACUAGGGGUUUGGAUUUCCUUGACGUUAUCCACAUAACUGUUCCUCUAAGACUCACCUUUUCUCCAGAUGAGAGGUGAAAAGAAUUGUGAAAAAGUAGCAGUUCUCCAGUCAGUCUCCACACUAGUCUUUCACAGGGCACUUUCGUAAAUGACUCAACCCUGGACUCCACCCAAAAACUUCAGAUUUCAUUAGUUUUAGAUGAAUCCAUGUGUCAGUAAAGGACACAUUGCCAUUAAUUCCCCUAAAAGUACUCCCCAUUGCUUUGAAAAUAGUUACCCAUCAUUCUUGCUACUUUUGGAAGCAGUUCUGGAAGUCUUUUUGUUUGUUUGUUUUUAUGUGAUAUGAUAAAAAAUAUGGUGAAGGUUGCUGCAGAGUGCCAUCCAACUGAAAGGCUGGCUUGUAAAACAUUACUGUGUGUCCUCACCCACCUUGUUCAUUGGAUCUGGUACCAUGCAACUUCUGGUUCUUCUCCAAAGUCAAAAUGACCAUGAAAGAUUACCAUUUUGAAUCUGUUCAGGACCUGGGCAACCAAGACAGCACAACUAAAUACAGUCACAAAAGAGGACUCCAGACAUGCUUCAGAAAGUGGCAAGAAUGACAGGGUGAGUGUGUUUGAAGUGAUGGGGAGUAUUCCGAGGGGGAUUAACAGCAAUGUGUCUUUUACUGUAAUAAAUUUUUAAAAUAUU
This is a messenger RNA of Heterocephalus glaber (naked mole-rat), 6771 nucleotides long. RefSeq names its product glutamate rich 3 (gene Erich3). The record is from RefSeq and is a predicted model, not a curated record. NCBI's taxonomy places the organism in Eukaryota, Metazoa, Chordata, Mammalia, Rodentia, Bathyergidae.